AUUUUGUUAAUGUAACUUACUCCUUGCUUAGGACACAAUUAGUGAAGUUUUCUGUACGAUUCCACAGAACUUACAGACUGGAGGCUCGAAUUACAUGGCUGAUAUUAAGGCUGGCAUUAAAGAUUGGCGUUAAGAUAUGCCUUUUAUCAGCUAAUACUCUGAAAAUACAAAAGCAGGGAAAUUGGUUAUUCGAAACUAUACCUUAUUACUGAAACUUUAGUCAAAAUGCGAGGGGAAAUAAAAGUUUCACCACCUCAUCGAUCUGUCAGUAAAGACUGGGACCCAAUAGAUAUGGAACUGCAAUGGAAACCAGUUUUUGAUAAGCAUGAUGUAGAUAAAGAUGGAAAAAUCCCACUGUGUCAUCUGAAAGCUGCUUUAAAAUCAGGCGGCGACCUCAGACAUGAUUUUCCGGAUGAUGUGAUUGAUGAGAUACUUGAAUGGGCUGACAUUAACAGUGAUGGCCAACUCACCUUUGAUGAGUUUUUACGAAUGGUUCAUGCAAAAGAACUUGGUGAUUCAAGGCCCAAAUUUCAGAGAAUUGUUCGUUUUGCUGCCUUGGCUGUUGUACCUAAAAAUCAAUGUGCUAUUACUGUUCGGCGAUACAUUGAAGAAUACAAUUGUUAUCCGCCACCUAUAUUCCUGUUGUUAAUCAGUUUAAUUGAAAUUGGCAUUUUCAUCUAUUAUUGUGUAACUCUUAAAGAAUUGACAGCAUCUGGUCCUGUUCCAUUUGAAAGUGUUCUUAUAUAUAAUCCUAAAAGACGAUAUGAAGCUUGGCGUUACAUCACUUACAUGUUCAUCCAUGCAGGUGCUGUGCAUAUCUUUUUCAAUCUGCUCAUUCAGUUGCUUUUGGGAGUACCCCUAGAGAUGGUUCAUAAAUGGUGGCGAGUCAUGUUAGUCUAUUUGGGUGGAGUUCUUGCAGGAUCUCUUGGAAGUUCCCUUUCUGAUCCAGCAGUUUAUCUAGCGGGUGCAUCUGGUGGAGUAUAUGCUUUAAUUGCUGCACAUCUGGCCAAUGUGAUAAUUAAUUUUAAAGAAAUGACGUUUGGAUGGGCCCGUCUUAUAGCACUUUUGGUGUUUGGAGGGACAGAUAUAGGAGUUGCAUUUUAUUCUAGGUAUGUGGAAGAAGAUAAGAAUAAAACAAGUUAUGCUGCUCAUAUUGCUGGCGCCCUUGCUGGCUUGAUGAUUGGUAUCGUGUGUCUCCGAAAUCUCCGUAUACGAAAAUGGGAAACAAUUUUGGGCUGGUCAUUGUUUGCUGUAUAUCUUGUUCUCAUGCUGUUUGUAAUUUUGUGGAAUAUCUUUAAUACAUCUUAUUAUCCUUAAGCAGGUAUACGAUGAAUAAAAUUAUUUCAGUUUGAUAAAACGGAUAAUUUUUAAAGAUUAAUUUCAUAUUCAAAAUUUACAUGUUUUCUUUGUAUACUUUUGAGACAGUAUUCUUUAAUAACAGUUUACAUAUUGUUGAGAAAGUUUAUAUUAAUAAGUGUGCUCAAUAUAAAUAUACCUUUGUUUCAAAAUAUUAUUUUGUGGUGUCAGUAUUAUAAAUGUUGCACACAUUUGUGAAAAUAUAUAUAUUUUUUUCAUCUUGAAGAAAUAUUUUUAUUGAUAUAUUUAAUUUAUGUACUUAAGUGUUACAUUUAUCUAUCACCGGUGAAGUAGUAAUAAAUUUUAAGUUGUAUAAUGUUAAAUGCUACCUUUGUUUCAAAAUAUUAUUUUGUGGUGUCAGUAUUAUAAAUGUUGCACACAUUUGUGAAAAUAUAUAUAUUUUUUUCAUCUUGAAGAAAUAUUUUUAUUGAUAUAUUUAAUUUAUGUACUUAAGUGUUAUUACAUUUAUCUAUCACCAGUGAAGUAGUAAUAAAUUUUAAGUUGUAUAAUGUUAAAUGCUGUUAAAUUUCUUUGAAUCUCUAGCCACAAAUUUGUUAGUUUUUAUAUGUGGGAAAUAUUUUGAUGCUAUGAAGUGAAAGAUGUAUUAAUUGAAAUUCUAAUGAUUGAUGCUAAUAAUUUUUUCAGAUGAAGUGUAAUUAAUUAUUGUGUAACUAUGUUUUAUUAAUUAAAGUUAAUUUUUCUGUAAAAACUCAAAAGAUUUUCUUACUAUUGAUCAGUGUUCCAGUGGGGAAAAAGCUUUUUAAAAAUCUGUUAUUUCUUUAUGAAUCUUAAGAUUGUCAUUUAUUUUUAUUAGAUGCAUCUGGGAAUUAAGUGAAAUUAUUAAUUUAAAAUUUGUGGUCAGAAAGCAAAAUAUGAUGUUUUUGUAUUUCUGUUAACAAUUAGCUGUACUGAGAAAAGGUAGCUGUGGAAGUGAUACAUUAUAUUUUGUUUUAGAAUUACAUUUUAAAAUAUGAAAUUUUCUUAUUUCACUUUUUUUGUGUUAUCAGUAGACUUUUCUUAUUUAUUAAUCAGUUGAUGGCAGUGCAUGCAUUGUAGUGAGCGAAGAUUUUGUUUUUUAUUUCAUUUAAGAAGUUAUUAUUUAAAAUAUAUGAAAUGCAUUAGACAAUCUUGAAAAGCCUAGUAAUGCAGUGAAGUAAAAAAAAAAAAAAAAAAAAAA
Molecule: messenger RNA, 2533 nt
Organism: Stegodyphus dumicola
Lineage: Eukaryota; Metazoa; Arthropoda; Arachnida; Araneae; Eresidae
Product: rhomboid-related protein 2-like
Cellular component (GO): membrane
Molecular function (GO): serine-type endopeptidase activity; calcium ion binding
Source: RefSeq, a predicted model, not a curated record